This is a messenger RNA of Triplophysa rosa, 6501 nucleotides long. Its product is annotated as mitogen-activated protein kinase kinase kinase 11-like. Gene Ontology annotation, cellular component: centrosome. NCBI's taxonomy places the organism in Eukaryota, Metazoa, Chordata, Actinopteri, Cypriniformes, Nemacheilidae. The transcript is spliced from 9 exons. Bases 118 to 2199 code for a protein of 693 amino acids. The record is from RefSeq and is a predicted model, not a curated record. Gene Ontology annotation, molecular function: protein tyrosine kinase activity; JUN kinase kinase kinase activity; ATP binding. Gene Ontology annotation, biological process: microtubule-based process; positive regulation of apoptotic process; protein phosphorylation.
GUGUGUGUGUGUGUGUCAGUUCUGUUGGCCGAGCCCAUCGAGGAGGACGACAUCGGGGGAAAGACUCUGAAGAUCACAGAUUUCGGGCUGGCGAGAGAGUGGCACAAGACCACAAAGAUGAGCACAGCGGGCACGUACGCGUGGAUGGCACCUGAGGUCAUCAAGUCCUCCACCUUCUCUAAAGGCAGCGACGUGUGGAGUUAUGGAGUGUUGUUGUGGGAGCUGUUGACAGGUGAAGCUCCAUACAGAGGUAUUGACGGUCUGGCUGUGGCUUACGGAGUCGCUGUGAAUAAACUGACUCUUCCCAUUCCAUCCACCUGUCCUGAACCCUUCGCUCAGCUCAUGUCCGAGUGUUGGGAUCAGGAUCCUCACAGGAGACCCAGUUUCAGCUCUAUACUGGACCAGCUGAGCGCUCUGGAGCGACAGGUGAUGGAUGAGAUGCCUCCGGAGUCAUUUCAUUCUCUUCAGGACGACUGGAAGCUGGAGAUUCAGGACAUGUUUGAUGAACUCCGAGCUAAAGAGAAGGAGUUGCGUUGUCGUGAGGAGGAGCUGAAGCGAGCCGCUCUGGAGCAGAAGUGUCACGAGGAGUUUCUCCGUCAGCGGGAGCAGCAGUUGGCUCAGUGGGAGCAGGAUGUGUUUGAGCGAGAACUUUCACUUCUCAUUCUCCAUCUGAACCAGAACCACAAACCCAACGUCAAGAAACGCAAAGGAACCUUCAAGAAACACAAACUCAAGGUGAAGAACGGAGAGAAGAUCAGCAUGCCACAGGAUUUUAUUCAUAAGAUCACAGUUCAGGCGUCGCCGUGUUUGGAGAAGAGACGGAAUUCUCCAGAUCUGGGCUCGCCGUCCAUUGGGCCGCGCUUCCGUGCCAUACAGUUGCCGAGUGACAGUCGCUGGAGUUCAGUUUGGCCUGUGGAGUCUCUUCCACACAAGCAGUCGAAUGGUGAGAGGAGGUUUGCAGCUCCACAUCUGAGUCCUAAAAGUCCUAAAAGUCCAAAGAUUCUCAGACUCAGUACACCAGAAAACAGUCUGUCCAUGAGAGCCAAACUUCUAGACAUGGACAGUAAUGAAAACCAGGAUUCGAAAGCAGAUUUUGAGGAAUACAUACCCAUCACACCGGAAUCCAACCACAAUGAAGGCUCCGAGAGCGAGGAAGGAGGUUGGUCCCCCUGCGGCUCGCCCAAACCAGAUCACCUCGGACCGUCGUCUCUCACUAAGAGCACACACCGCGCUCUGCUCGGCAGCGCCGCCCUGCUGGCGUCCGUGGCUCUGGGCCACUGUCUGGAGCCUCAGCACCCCCCCACACCGCCCCCGCGGGCCUCCUCCAGAACUCACCUGCCCGCGCUGGAUCUAGAACCGGAGGUGGUGGGAGAUCUGAUCACGUUCAGCACAGACUCUCUGCCGCGAGGAUUCCUGGACGCGUUCAAACCGUCUGAGGUGAAACCGUUACCUCUCACCCCACCGCCCCCUAACCCCAGAGAGAGAGACAGAUGGACUCGCCGCGCGCCCCACCACAGUCCUGGAGACGGGACGCUGAACGGAGAGACGGCCGGUGAGAUGUGGUAUCAGGACAGCGAGGGCAGGAGAAGACCUGCGUCUCAGCUGGUGUUGGAUCUUCCUCUGUGUCAAGACACGUUUGAGACUGAAGACAGAUCUCUGGUGUAUCCAGACCCUCGUCUGUGGAGUCCCCAACCGCAUCGUCUGGAGGUGAACGUCGUCCCUCGCCCGCGCCCCUCGCCCCUCCGGCCUCGCAUCGACCCGUGGAGUUUCAUAUCCGCCGGCGGGACGGACAGAGCGGGCCUGAAGAAAUUGGCUUCAUCCAGUAGCCCCGCAAGCCCUCGACUGGGCUACCAUCAACCCUCUCCCACCAACCCCUUCACAAACUGUGACCCGUUCCCUUCUCCAGACUCUGACCCCUUUCAUCUAAAGGUGGACCCUUCCAUGAACUCUGACCCCGCCUCCACGUUCGACCCGUUCUCCGCCCCCUUCCCGACUUCGCGCUCGGCUCCCUGCUCGACGAACGGAAGCCCAAAUCUCUCUGUCAGGGUGAACCCGGCCGAGUGUCCGCUCAUGGAUCUGGGCUGGGCGGCUGCCAACAACAAGCCUCUAGAUGCUGCCAAAGAGAGGAUUCGUCCUCGACGGACCCUCGGGCUCAGCCCCUUCAAAACACCCACUCAACACAGAGAUGACCGCUUCUAAACCCCUAAAGUGCAUUCUGGGAAAAGAUUUACAAUGUUGUGUUGGAAAGAAAACCAUGGCUCCCUCUCGGAUUGGACGAGCUUGCGUUCCGUCGUGCCCUUCACAUCUGGACAUGAGGAGUAAGUUGUGGAUUCAGAUGGGUGCUCUGGUGUUUUACGCUUCAUUUGGGAGGAACUGAAGUCAGCUCGGAUGUCAUAGAGAAGAAAGUCUGAGGUUAUCAUUUUCAUCUGCCUGAAGCUAGUUUCAUUUCAAAACAAUAUCUAGAAAUUCACAUGAUAUUAAACCCGUCUGCAAGUUCUGUGAUGCUUUGUGUUUGGUGUCUGGCCAGGAAAAGCAAACUUUAAUAUUGAUUUCAAAUCAUUAGGGUCUGUGGGCUGUGUUUAAUGACUCAAUAUAAUCUUGAGUUCUUUAUUCCGUCAUGCAUCUUUUGCCAUCUUUCACAUGCAUGUACAACAUUAUAUCUGAGGGCAUGUAAAGUGGUGUAGCAAGCCAGGGCCUCAUUUAUAAAAUGUUGUGUAGAAACCGUCCUAACUGUGAUUUUACCAUCAUUUCUCAAAGCGCGUUAGUGUGAUUCAUAGAAUGUAUGUUAGGGCUGUCAUGAUUAUUAAAUAAUCGUCUCAUCGCGAUUGUUUGACCUCAUCGCGAUGGUUUCAGAUCAUCGCAAUUAUUGCACAUCUCUAUAGAAGACACUAGGGGGAGCUGUAGUGCAUCUGCAUAUUUUAGUGUAUAUAUUGUAACUAAAGCAUGGUAAUACUUGUUAAAUGUACCACCACAACACAAUCACUUAAAAAAACUAAAGCAUAUACCAUAAAAAUAACCUGCAGUACAAUUUAAUAUUAUUUCAGUGUGAAAACCAGUCUACCAAAAUCUCAUUAACAUAGAAGUAAAAUUUUAUUGUAGUCUUGCAAGUGAGAAAAAACAGACUAGAAGCUUUUCUAUGACUGAUAGUAUUUUAAUGGUGGCUUCAAUUCACUCCUGAUCAAUUUACUUCAUUUACAAGUAUUUGGCGGUUGUAUUAUUGACAGGUAAAAGCCUAAACCUUAAAUAUAUGAUAAACCAAUAUUUUCCGAUGUAUUUCCAAGAAAAAAAACAUAGUCUUUAUAUUCAGAACAAUAUGGUCGUUUCAAAGCUGAAUCAAAAAUGAAUGAGAAUUAAAUGUCAAAGCUCAAAAACAGACAAUUAAUCGUCAUAAUCGCAAUGAUUUAUUAGACAAUUAAUCGUCAGCCAAAGUUCAUAAUCGUGACAGUCCUACGUACGUACGCACAGAAAACUCUUCACAUCAGAUGUGAAGAUAUCUAUACAUCUCAAAUGAUGGUGAAAACCGUUUCAGAUCCCCACCUUUAAUGAUGUCUAAUAAUGUCAUUGAUAUAUGAAAGAGCACCUGUCAACGUCCAAAUCCUCCACGAGCCGCGAGAAUGACUUAUUUUCCAAAACCCCGCAGCAGUCGGACAAGCAAAAGUGUGUUCGUCUGCUCAGACCCUGACGUGGCGCUAAGCACUUUUUUUACGAUCAAAUCUGUGCGUAUGCAUGUUUUAUAAAUGAGGCCCCAGGUCCGGGCCCAUAUGCUUUUAAAUGACCCCCUCCGUCUGUUCGAGACCAUUUGAUUGGCCACCUCAUGACGUUGACGCGCGCUGUUGGUGGAUCAGAGAUCUGAGGUCAGUCAUCAAGGCGUUUUCUACAGCAUUGUUGAACCAACGAAUACAACUCCGAUGCGUGCCCCCAGUCUCACCUGCACACCCUGACGCUACGCCGCUGGUCAUGAACCUCACGGUUAAUAAUUCUGUCAUUAUUGUGAACAUCGUGGAAAUGUAAAAAUGAGCAGAAAAUAUCUAGAAGGUGAUGUGAAAUCCAUUGAGAUGUGUUGUUCACUACUGACUGUCUCGGCGUGUACUGUACUGAGAUUUACUCUCAGAAAACAACAUUUGAACCAUGACCUUCAGUUGAUAUAUAUAUAUAUAUAUAUUGGAUUUAUUAAACACACUUGUAAACACAUUUAUUAAACACACAUUUGUUCGCUUUCGUGUCAUGUCAAACCUGAUUGACUUUCUUUCUUCAGCCGAACACAAAAGAAGAUAUUUGAUAAGAAAACAAAACCACUGAGACGUUUCUCAAAAUAUCUUCUUUGGAGUGUCACUAAAGAAAGACGUAUAACCGCACGAUAGAGAAUAAAUGUGGACAAUUAAGUUAUGACACAUGAAUGGAAACAUCGUCUCUCUUUAUGCCGCUGUGUGUCUGCCCGUUUCCUUUACUUUCUACAUCAUCAGGUCUUUUGAAAGAGAGUGAUGGGACACUCAUGGUCAAUGACCAAAGAACAGGAAUCUGGUUCAGACCGUGUUGAGGAUGCUUCCGUCAGGACAAAUUCACACGGCAUCAAUCCAGAAAGAAUCGGCUUUCAAAAUACUUCAUGACAAUCAUAACUCUGAAGGUUUGGAGGUCCGAUCUGAUGUGAGGUCACGUGGGUGUGAGGAAACGUCUGAACGCCUUUGACUUCAGCAUCAAAUGAAAUGAGAACCAUUUGAAAAGCUAUUGAUAUUUAUUCGUGCUCUUACACACUGGAUUCAAGACAUUCAGAGACAUGCGUCAUGUUAAAAGACGGAGGAAAGAUCACUUUUCUGUUUUGCAUUUCUCUGGAGUCUGUUGUAAAUUUAAAGGUGCUGCAAAAAGACAGUUUCGUGUUUUUGCCAUUUAUUAAAGGAGCUGUAUGUAAUCAUUUUACUGUAUUAAAUCAAAACAAUACCUUAAUAUGUUCCUAGACAUGUAGGAAACAUGCUAAGUUCAUAUAUUGGUUUGUCCAAAAAACAACGCUAUAGCCACUUAGUCCCUCUGAAAUGUGCGUUGCGUGCCGGAAUGUGUGUUUUUGUUUUGGUCCGUGUGACCCCGCCCUCUGCAGAUUCACCCACUUGUGUGUUUUCACAGCUCGGUUGCCAGUUGGCCACAAUACGCCCUUUUCACAUGACGUCACGCAUCUUCCGUUCUGCCGCGAAGCAGUGUAUCAUUACUUCCGCUAGCACUCCAGUUCAUACGGUGGCGGUAAUGCACCUAUAAGCUGAUUUGCCAACCGCCAGUAAAACUCAAGAAGAAGAAGUUACUUCCGCUAGCGCCUCAGAAUGGAGUUUACCAAGUGGCUUGCACAUCUGCCACAAAUACGUCUAGAUGAUGUACAACGUCUUGCAGACAAAUUUUCGCUAACAACAAGAUCAAAGCUAGAGAAAGGACACCAAUUCUCCGUUGAACAGUACCUGUGUUUUCUUUUCUUUUUGUGUUAGCGAAGGUGCUAGGAUAAGUACUUGAAUACGUGUUCUGUCAGUUUUUUUCUCUCACUGUUGUUAAAUUCCAGCGCGACGGCAAAACGGAAGUUCUUCUUCUUGUUUGUUGCUAGAAGGAUGUUAUGAUACACUGCUUUGCAAAAAGGUGGAAGUUAAGUGACGUCAUUGUGAAAAGGGCGUAUCACAGCAUAUUGCAGCAAACAAACGAUCUGGCUCAGAGCAGAUUCCACCCUUUCCGGUACUAUUACGUUGCAAACUUCGAUAGAAGUACUACAUUAUUUUACAACUUACGAGGAGUAAUAUGCAAUUUUAUUAGGGUUAUUUAAUAUGGCUCUUAAAUGCGACCUCCGGAGGACACAACCUCUGAAACGAGCUGCUGAUUGAGUUAUAUUUGCAAACAACAAAACCACUGCAAGCGUAUAAAUGAUCAGAUAAACUUUCAGUGUAAGAGUUGAUGCUGUCCACUACACUCCUGUGAGCGUCCAGUCUGACGUGGGCGGAGAAAACCCCUGACAAUAUUUAGAAUUCGGACUGCGAUACCAAGCUCAACCGCCAGGUGUCAAUGUUACAUACGGCUCCUUUAAGUACAAAAUAUAAAUAUAUAAUACAGAGACUCAUAUACAGCAGAAUGACUUGUUCUGAUGUGCUUUCUGCUUUAGACAUUUUCUCGAGUCAACAGAAGAAAAACACUCCAGACGUGUCUCAGACACCGUUCUGUUCACUACUGCCAGAGCACUCGUCUCUUUUGACAUUAUUAUUAUUAUCUUCAUGUGCUUGAUUUGUCAUUGUAGACUUAUAUUUAGUUCCACCGAAGCCCUUAUAACAACUCUUGUGUUCUUUUACUGUUAUAUUAAGUCAUGCUCUUUUAUUUUGCUUUGCCUUGUUUUGUUUUUUCUUUCAGUGGGCUGGGCCUAAUCACGUCAUUCCUUUGUGUCUUAGGUGUGUAUAUGUUUGUCUUAAUGACAAACGUGGCUAAUUGUAAUGGGGUUUAACCUGUGGAAAAGAGAAUAAAAAAGAGCAAAACCAAACAAACGUC